Molecule: messenger RNA, 1938 nt
Organism: Babesia ovata
Lineage: Eukaryota; Apicomplexa; Aconoidasida; Piroplasmida; Babesiidae
Product: erythrocyte membrane protein
Exons: 1
Coding region: 1-1938 (645 amino acids)
Molecular function (GO): protein binding; zinc ion binding
Source: RefSeq, a predicted model, not a curated record
AUGUUCGUGUCCGGAGCCGAGUUGGUGGUACCCAUGCUGCGUGUUUGCACGCGAACGUGGACACGCGACAGCCAUGAUCUGUUCGACUACGAGACACAGGACCCGAAGCAGCUGGCGGAGCGCCACUUCGCGGCAUCCAACAGUUUUCGGCUGUUGCGUACCGAGUCAACGGUUGCACCGGUAACUGCGCUGUCCCAAACGGAGGCGACCAAUGGUGAGCGCGAACGCGACCAUUUGCUGAGUGUAUUUUGCCGUCGCCCCGGUGAGUACACAUUAGCCCCCGCGGAGAGAGUGCCGGGGCAGUCGCUCGUUCCCCAGCGCCUAUGGCUGGUGGUGCGAGCGCUGCCUAAUAAGCGGUAUGCGUUGCAGGAGCACGACGUCGUUAAGCUGGGUCGCUAUCGCCUUCGCGUCAAGAAAAUCGUCCCCAAGGAUGCACUGGAAGGGUUCGACAUGUCCACUCUGCUGGACUUCCCGGUGCCGGAGCUGGAAUUGCCCGUGCCUGACGGCAGCAUGAUGCAAUGUCGUAUUUGUCUGUCGGAGAGCACGGAUGACGACCAGUUGUUGUGUCCUUGUGAGUGUAAGGGUUCGAUCAAGUACGUUCACGCGGAGUGCAUGCGUCGAUGGAUCCACCUUCGUGCCUUGAAGGACUCCAAGGAAUCGGAGCAGCCGUUAAAGGCUGCGCUUUUGUGCGACUCUACGUGUGAAUUAUGCAAGGCACGCCUGCCCCCCUUCGUGCGCGUGAAGGGCGAGCUCGUCCCAUUGGUGAUGAUGCCGAACAUGUCGUGCCCCUUCAUUCUGCUGGAGAAUGUGACCCCCCAUUCAAGCAGAGGUUUGCAUUUUAUCAGCGUUCAGGAUUCCGAUUUCGUUCGUCUCGGCCGCGGCCACGACGCCUCUGUGCGAAUUGCCGACGUGUCGAUCUCCCGCAAUCACGCCACCAUUCUGUACGAAAACGGCACCUUUUUCCUCGAAGACCACGACUCCAAAUUCGGCACUCUGGUGGCUAUGCGUCGACCUACGCCGAUCACCUCCUCUGAGACCGUGGCGGUUCAGGUCGGUCGCAGCUUGAUCGAGUUGACUGUGGAUCCCACCAUAAGGUUCGCGGCCGGCUGCGUCGACAUUCCGCCUGUGCUUGGCAGUUUUAACUUCUGCAACGUGCUGAGCCUGCCAGUCGUCAUGAGCGAGUCCGCCACCCCUGUGGUGUCGGUGAUGGGUACUACUCCCGUCGGGUCCACGCCGCAGAACACGGACGAGUCAAUGGGCACAACGGGCGACAUAUACAGCCAGGAGUUUAUGAUGCGCUUAGGCGGCAGCAGUCCCAUGAACGCAGAGGCCGGCGACUCGGUACACGCCCUGUCGUCUGGUCGUCAAAACGUUCCUGUCUUCCUCCCCGACACGAACCAGGGAAUGCAAUCGGAGGACGGAUCCACAUUCCAAAACUCGUUUGAUCUCGAUUCCUUAUUUGGAAGACAGCCGUGGGAUUCUGUAUACGGGGAGGAGACGAAUUCGCAUAUGAUGUACGGUUCGAACGGCGAAGAUCCCUGUCUCGGACCGACGACUGAUGGCGUCGCGUACCUACGACUCAUCUUGAACACUCCCUCGAGAAACCAAAUUCUGCGCAACCUGCGCUACAACAAUCGGAUGAACUCCCCAAAUCGCACCAUCCAACAGACGGAGACUCCCUGCUGCCCGUCGCAGAACCAAGCCAUGGGUUUCCCGACGACACCCGCGGACGAAUCCAGCGCCAACCCCUGUUUCCUGCCGGACAACGCGUUCAUGAACGUGGACGGUGCGCGCGAGGCCUCCGGGAGCGACACUGGUACCAGUGCGUUAGAGGCCAACCGAGUGAACCCCUCCCCGGUGACAGAGAACGUGCACAACGUGGUGCAGUGGAUGCCGCUCGGACCUGGGUCCGGCGCGCCCAUGCAUCCGCCGAAAUGA